Molecule: messenger RNA, 782 nt
Organism: Alnus glutinosa
Lineage: Eukaryota; Viridiplantae; Streptophyta; Magnoliopsida; Fagales; Betulaceae
Product: ankyrin repeat-containing protein BDA1-like
Exons: 1
Coding region: 107-766 (219 amino acids)
Molecular function (GO): protein binding
Source: RefSeq, a predicted model, not a curated record
ACUUUCCUCAUCUCCUCAUAUAUAGUAGCUGAAUCGUUAGUUUCAACAUUUUACUGCUUAACUCAUUUUCUUUGAUUGCUUGACUAUCACUCUCUUCUGAAUUCUAAUGAAUCCGAGUUUGAGGGAUGCUGCUGAUCAAGGAAGCAUCGAUGCCUUGUACGCAUCGAUACAAAUGGAUCCAGAGGUUUUGGAUAGGAUCGACAAGAUUCCAUUUGUUGAGACUCCUUUACACAUAGUUGCAUCUGCUGGGCACACCCUGUUUGCCAUGGAGAUCAUGAAGUUAAAGCCCUCAUUUGCUAGGAAGCUUAACCAAGAUGGUUUUACUCCUUUACACCUUGCUUUGCAAAAGCUCCGUGCACUUGAAAAUGACCAAGCUUUGCAAAAGAAGCAAACCCAAUUGGUAUACCGACUAGUUUCUGUUGAUAAAGACCUUAUCCGGGUCCAAGGAAGGGAGGGUGUGACUCCUUUGCAUUACGUUGCUCAAAUAGGAAAUCUCCAUCUUUUGACCAAAUUUCUAAAAGAUUGUCCCACGUCUGUGGAAGAUGUAACAAUUCGAGGAGAGAAUGUACUGCAUAUAGCCCUGAAGAAUAACAUGCCCGAGCUCGAAGCUUUUUCGUACCUGUUACGAAGGGUUCUGGGGUCUUAUUUAAAAGAUGCCAAAUUGUUAGAGGAGAAACUGCUGUAUUGCACGGAUGAUGAAGGCAACACUCUGUCUCUGUUGGAAGUUGCAGUAUCCAUAAUUAAUCAACCGGAGGCAAGUCCUUAAUUUAAUUUCCAGUACU